AUGAAGAGCUAUGAGGAGUCCCACUUGUCUCCCACCUUCAUCAAGAGAGAAGCUGUUCUGUCUAAGAAGACUCAUCUGACCCAGAUUGAAGUUAUCCCCUGUAAGAUCUGUGGGGAUAAGUCGUCAGGAGUUCAUUAUGGAGUCAUCACGUGUGAAGGCUGUAAGGGGUUCUUUCGGAGGAGCCAGCUGCCCACAGUGUCGUACUCCUGCUCCCGUCAGAGCAACUGUCUGAUCGACCGCGCCUCCCGUAACCGCUGCCAGCACUGCCGCCUGCAGAAGUGUCUGGCCCAGGGCAUGAGCCGAGACGCCGUGAAGUUUGGGCGCAUGUCUAAACGGCAGCGGGACUUUCUCCUCGCUGAAGUGGACCGUCACCGACAGCAGCAGCAGCAGCUCCAGGCCCAGACUGAAGCCGUCCUGUCCUACCCCUCCAAACCCCGAGAGGAGAAGUCCACACACCACAUGCAGCCCAUGUCCUCCUUUUUCCCCUUCAAUGGAGACUAUCCCUCUGACCUCCACCCCUACCUCAUGUGCUCCCCCUCUGAGCCCGUGAUCUACAGGGGGUCCCAGGGCAGCGCACACGUCGACCCCAGAGACUUUGAGUCCAGACAGAGCUCCUAUGACCUGAUGGGCCUCUCUCCCUACAGCCCCAUGGAGGAGUCCUACAGCCUCUACCCUCACUCUCUGAGAAACAUUGAUGAGCUGUGCAUGAGGAUUGCUUGUUCCCACCGUGAAACCAGUCAGUUCAGAGUGGAGGAGUUGCUUUCGAUGCGAUGGAAGCUGUUCAGCAGAGACGAGGUUCAGACCUACCAGAGCAAGUCGAUGGAUGAGAUGUGGCAGCUCUGUGCGAUCCGCCUGACUGACGCUGUGCAGUACGUGGUGGAGUUCGCCAAACACAUCCCAGGAUUUCGCAUUCUCAGCCAGAACGACCAGAUCGCCCUCCUCAAGGCCGGAUCUAUGGAGGUUGUUCUUGUGCGCAUGAGUCGCUUCUAUAACACCGACAAUAACACGGUUUACUUUGAUGGAAAAUAUGCCGGAACUGAAGUCUUCAAGGCUCUGGGCUGUGGGGACCUGAUCUCUGCUGUUUUUGAUUUUGCUCAGAGUUUGUGUUCUCUGAAACUCACGGAGCCGCAGCUGGCUCUGUUCAGUGCUUUGGUGCUCCUCAACGCAGACCGUCCGUGUCUGGAGGACAGGGCCCGAGUGCAGCGAGUGCAAAAAGGCGUCGAACUGGGACUGACACAUAUUCUUCAGCGAGACAAUCAGGAUAAUUUAAUACCCAAGUUGUACCAGAGGAUGGCGCUGCUGCGUUCGCUCUGCUGCCUCCACACAGAGAAGCUGCGGUGCUUCAGUCAGCGUCACCCGCACACGCUGCACUCUCUGUUCCCGCCGCUGUACCGUGAGCUGUUCGUCUCCGACACCGAGCAGCAGCCAAACUCCCUCUGA
Molecule: messenger RNA, 1440 nt
Organism: Knipowitschia caucasica
Lineage: Eukaryota; Metazoa; Chordata; Actinopteri; Gobiiformes; Gobiidae
Source: the annotation of a GenBank genome assembly